UCAAAAAGAAUGGAAAUUUGGCCAUCCCCUUUAUUUCCUUCCUCCCCCUUUAAUUUUAAAUUCCGCAGUCCUGAUUUUUUUUGGCACCAGCUGAUGGCUAAUUUUUAAUGGAAAGUAUCCUAUUCUAUAUUUUGGGGAGCCAGGCAGUGGUGUCCAUACCUUUCCCCACAGGGACUGUACGGACUGAAUGUCGGGACCGCUACUUCUGGAUAUGGCUGGACAAGUCUGCAUUGGGCCAAAAUUCUUGGAGUUACAGUGUCUUCAAUGAACUUGGCCAGCGUAUCUCUGUGACUGAUUACAUCGCUACCCAGUGCGGAUUCACCCAUGGCGUCGACCUCUAUGGAAACCCGGAAAUCCGUAUCUCAUUCCUAGCUUGUUCCGUCCGCAAUGUGUUUGACAAGGAUUUCAGCAUCCGGCUCCAGGUGGAAAUUACCAGCCUUGAUAACGUAACUGCUGCUUAUGAAGUGUCCAUGAAUUGUCCCCUCGAUGCCCCAUGGAGCCCUCGUGAGAUUGUUUGUGAGGAAAAUUACAUGGAGGUUUCUGUCCGGCGAGCCGUCCCAGGAAUAGCGAAUGAUGCCUUGAACGAUGAUUGGAUGGCAGUGUGGCCUGUGGCCCAAGGGGCUAUGAACCAAGUCUGGCAAGUAGUUUUCCAUUUCCAAAAUGGUUCCGUUCAGGACAUGAUGGCUACCCAAGCUUACGACAUGGGCUACGGCUUCAAUACUACAGCCACCCGUGUUCUCUUCCGCACCCCUUACGGCACCCAGCAGACCGAAGUGGCUACGGUUCAGGGCUUGGAAGUGGAAGUGGCCCGAGCCACGAUCUUCUAUAAACAGGCCUGGAUGAUCCUAAUAGUAGAUACUGUUGUGGCUUGUCCUAUCAACCCUCCCACUUUCACCGCCACCGCUUUGCGCUGGACUUCGCCACGGAUCAUGCCGGCGCUGGUGGCCUUCCCCCUUCAGUUUGAAGAUGAGACCAUCGAGAUGGGCGUGGAUGGGCGCAGAAUUGAUAGGAGCACCAUUGUGCGGAAUGGCUACAGCUUCCUGACCGACAUGCACUUCAUCAGCAUCACAGUCCCCAUUGGAGCUCUGGGAGGAAUCACAGAGAGUGACGUGAUCGACAAUCGUUACGGCACCACAUAUACCAUCAAACUCCUUCUGGACCGCAGAUGGCGAGGAGAUGAAAGUGACUGGACCCGUCACCGGAUCUUCAAGUCUAUCCGCACCCCCUUUGCCCCCCAGAUACCGCUGCUCACCGAUAACACGGUUCCAGAGAGAGGCUAUUUCGAUGUUACCAUAGGGAACUUCCUUGCCGAUGUGGAGCUGACUGCCAUUACGAUAGGCGGCAAACUCUUAUCGCCACCGGAAAUCAAAGGACACGGCUGCACCCUGGAGGAAGUCCCCAACGCCAAUCACACCCGAGUUUUCGUUCUCAAGGUCCCUUUCUCCAACCCCCUGGUGGAACAGAAGUAUCUAUAUGGCAACUUCAGGAAAUACACUUUGCAUCUAGAAUAUACAUUUUUCCUGCUCCCGAAGGGCAAGUCAUUUACUCAUCCUGGAGUCAUUGAAUGUGAAGUCGCUGAUGUAGUUCUUCCACUGUUCGAGGGCUUCUGCGAAGAAGAGCAGAUUGGUGUGAGGAUGACGCGUGGGAAUCUGGAUCGCUACUGGGUUCCUUAUGUGGGUAGCCUUCAGCUGACAAACGAACUCGCAGCAUCGCAGAAUUACACCAUUCAAGAUGAUGGCAGCUACUUCUACCUGUCGGUGCCAUUUUUGGCUACUGGCUUGAUGUACGAGGAUAUCUCCCUCAACGGAGUUACUGUCCGGCUAGAUUUUGGCCUGCGGGAUAACAAGACACUGCUGACCAUGGUGGAGUUCUCCAGAUCUUGUGUCUUCCCUACUGGAAAAUUACUGGUAUGCUUUCCCAAUGGAACUAUGAUUGCCACCAUGCUGAGCUUGGAUACCAAACCAGAGUUAAAUCCUCGGAGAACUCAUCUACGGGAUAAGAACUGUAGACCAGUAGGUGUUGAUGACACCAAGGCCCUCUUCACCUUCUCUGUGGCCACCUGUGGUACCAUCAGAAGGUUUGAAGAAAACUACUUGGUGUAUGAAAACGAAGUGAUCUUCGAGAGAGAGAUGAUUCCGGAAGAAAAACCCGUCAUAACCAGGGACCCUCAGUAUAGAUUGACUCUGCGCUGCCGUUACCGGCUCGAUGAGACCCUCCGAGUAUGGGCACAACGAUUACUGAAAGAGGGGGUGGCUGCCGGACUCCACCCCUUUCAUCUCAAAGCUUACCAGAAGAAAAGAGCGGCAAAUGGACAUGUCUCCCACUUAGCAGGCGGCGCUUCAACAGAUGCAAAGGGGAAGACCUGGCUUUGGUUUCUAGCUUUCAGUGUGGCUCUGUGUGGACUAGCAACUACAAUCGACACCCUUCUUCCUGUUCAAUUGUUUGGCCAUUGAAAAUGAUGAUUAAAGACACCCUUGGAUAUCUUA
Pantherophis guttatus is the source of this 2486-nucleotide messenger RNA. RefSeq lists its product as uncharacterized. The record is from RefSeq and is a predicted model, not a curated record. Lineage: Eukaryota; Metazoa; Chordata; Lepidosauria; Squamata; Colubridae.